AUGCCUCGCUCAUCCUCAACACAGUCACAGUCUCAGCCUGGACGGAGACGGAGAGGGGCGCCGGCCGAGGGGGAAGAAGAGGAAGAGGUCAAUAUGACUUCCGAGGAGGAAGCUACGGCUACCCAGGGGACAAAGGGGAUGUCAGAAGAGGUGCUCAAGAAGAAGGCAGCCAAGCUUAUACGGCUCGCCUUUGCCAGCGAGCUUAAUAAGAAGCCACUGAAGCGAGCGGAUGUGUCCACCACCUUGAAACAGCCGGCUAACCAUUUCCCGGUCGUCCUCAGCAAGGCUCAGGAGACGCUCAAGAAGGUCUUCGGGAUGGAGCUGGUCGAGCUCAAGCAAAAGUACAAGGCGGGGGACGAUCUCCGCGAGAUCGAAAGGCAACAUGAUGAGGCUGUGGCGUCCCAGACAGCUGAGGCGACGCAGGCGACGCAAAAGAAGGGCAAGGGAAGAAGACGGCAGGACAGCGAGGACGAGUCGGAGGAGUCAGAGGAGGAAGUAGUGGAGAAGAAAAAGAAGAAGGGCAAGGCUGGCCCGUCGACUGGUCUCUUCAUUCUGCGAUCCAUCCUCGCGCCCAAGCUCGUCAAUCAAAUGGCCGAUCCGCAACCUAUACCCGUCGAGCAUCCUGUGCAGGAUGAAGAACCGGACAACGGGGCGCUUCUUGACUGGCAAAAUGGCGACAGCACCCAAUCUGGCCAUAUCGCGCUGCUCGGUAUCCGCACCAUCAUCCUCUGCUUGGUCAUGAGCAACGGCCGAGUCAUGACUGACGAACAACUCAAGCUGUUCCUCCGUCGCCUUUCCCUCGAAGAGGACACUGUCCUUCCUUACCACUCCCGCACUUCCCCCAACACCACGCCCCUCACCCUUCAAAAGUACCUGGACCUUCUCGACCGCCAACACUACCUCCAAAAGGUCAGAAUCCCCAAUCCGGCCGCGCUUGACUCACCCUCCAUCGAGUGGCGCUGGGGCCAGCGUCAAGUGGAGUUCUCGGAACAGGCCGCCGCGACCUUCAUUGAGAAUGUCAUGUUCCAUGGAAGGGAAGAGGACGCGCCAGCGCCGGGGCGGAGGAGGGCGGGAGCUAAUGAUGGGGUGCUUGAUAUCGCGGAGCAGAAGAAGCGAAUGAGGAAGAACCUGGAAAGGGCGGUGGGGGGCGAUCUAACUGGUUAG
This is a messenger RNA of Dioszegia hungarica, 1164 nucleotides long. RefSeq names its product MAGE family-domain-containing protein. The record is from RefSeq and is a predicted model, not a curated record. Gene Ontology annotation, cellular component: nucleus. Lineage: Eukaryota; Fungi; Basidiomycota; Tremellomycetes; Tremellales; Bulleribasidiaceae. Gene Ontology annotation, biological process: DNA repair. The transcript is spliced from 5 exons. Bases 1 to 1164 code for a protein of 387 amino acids.